Molecule: messenger RNA, 943 nt
Organism: Scatophagus argus
Lineage: Eukaryota; Metazoa; Chordata; Actinopteri; Scatophagidae
Gene: cartl
Product: cocaine- and amphetamine-regulated transcript-like
Exons: 4
Coding region: 114-599 (161 amino acids)
Biological process (GO): negative regulation of appetite; G protein-coupled receptor signaling pathway; adult feeding behavior
Molecular function (GO): neuropeptide hormone activity
Source: RefSeq, a predicted model, not a curated record
CCGUCGACUUGACGCAGGUUUCCAAACUGGGGUCCGGGGACGCUCAGGUGGCCGUUAGGGGGGAUCCUAAGAGUCCACAGCAAAAUGGGAAACUGUUUAAAGCACCGACCUGCAUGUUGAUCCCGCACUGGCCUUUCGGGCGGGGCUUGAUGAGUCCAUAUAAGGGAGGAGAAGCGUCUCCUGUGGACCUGCUGCGACCCUCUGCUCCUCCAGUCCUGAUCUGCCGCCUUCUGCCUGGACCUCCACCCUCCUCCUCCUCCUCCUCCUCCAGCACCAUGGAUAGCUCCGGGAUGCUCCGCGGACUGCUGUUUGCCGGCCUGCUGUCCGUCAUGUGUCACGGCCAGGCGUCCCAGGAAGUCUCCGCGGAGGACUUUGGAGCGGACAAACCCGAGCCAGCCGCAGACAGAGACCUGAUGGAAGCACUGGAGGCUCUGCUGGGCAGGAUGCAUAAUCGCAUUUCCUCCACUGAGAAGAGAGGAAGCAUCCCGCUGUGUGGGAUGGGCGACCGAUGUGCCAUGAAGUUCGGGCCUCGCAUCGGGAAGCUCUGCGACUGCGGCCGAGGAGCCAACUGCAACUCCUACCUGCUCAAGUGCAUCUGAAGCAGCGAGGAUUUUCUUCUCUUCUUCACACCAGACGUUUCUGCCGGACCGAACGUCCCUUCCACCCUCAGGAGGCUGACACGAGGCCUGACAGCAGGCGUCUCUGAGGUCUUCAUUUCUGUCCGCUGCUGUGGAGAAGCAUGGAUUUUGUGACGCUGACAGUGCUGGUUAUCUGCUGUGGCAUGUAAAUGUUUCAUCUUCAAAAAGUGUUUGCUCAUUACGUAGGACAUCUUCUUCAGUGUUGCUGUGGUUUGUGUUAAAUUUCAUGGAUGACACAAUUUUGAACAAUAUACUUUGGAAUUUUGCAGCUGUGUGUUCACAUAAAUAAAAAAAAUCCACACACA